AUGUCCACCAUAUCUCUCGCCAACCUGCAGCGUAUCUCUGCCAAAGACCUGUCCGAGAUUCUGCUCGCACAGCAAGCCGCUGCUACGGACCCAACCGUCGCCGUUGUUGACGUUCGCGAUGAUGACUACCUUGGUGGCCACAUCAGGGGUGGUAUCAACAUGCCCUUCGCGACAAUCGACGUUAUGAUGCCUACCCUCGUCCGACGUAUGCAAGACAAGAAGACAGUCGUAUUCCACUGCGCCCUCUCACAACAGCGCGGACCAAGCGCGGCACUCAAGUACCUCCGCGAACGCGAUCAGAUGCUGCGAAGAGAGAACCCUGCUGAGCUCGCGAAUCAGACGGUUUACGUCCUCGAUCUCGGCUUCAGCGGUUGGCAUCAGACGUACGGCGAAGACGAACGUCUGACCGAGGGAUACAGCAAGGAAUUGUGGCAGAGUGGCUUCUAG
Verticillium alfalfae VaMs.102 is the source of this 447-nucleotide messenger RNA. RefSeq lists its product as hypothetical. The record is from RefSeq and is a predicted model, not a curated record. Gene Ontology annotation, molecular function: protein tyrosine phosphatase activity. The transcript has 2 exons. The coding region runs from base 1 to 447 and encodes 148 amino acids. Gene Ontology annotation, cellular component: cytoplasm; nucleus. NCBI's taxonomy places the organism in Eukaryota, Fungi, Ascomycota, Sordariomycetes, Glomerellales, Plectosphaerellaceae.